Aphanomyces astaci is the source of this 1337-nucleotide messenger RNA. RefSeq lists its product as hypothetical. Gene Ontology annotation, cellular component: membrane. The transcript has a single exon. Bases 1 to 1257 code for a protein of 418 amino acids. Lineage: Eukaryota; Oomycota; Saprolegniomycetes; Saprolegniales; Verrucalvaceae. The record is from RefSeq and is a predicted model, not a curated record. Gene Ontology annotation, biological process: transmembrane transport. Gene Ontology annotation, molecular function: transmembrane transporter activity.
AUGCCAAGUGGCACAGCCACAGCCGCGGCGCCGGCUACAUCCAGCAAUGCUACAGGCCAGCGCUUGAUAUUCCUGUUCACAUAUGCUGCGUACAUUGCGGUGUACUUCACCCGCAAGCCAUUUUCAGUAGCCAAGUCCACUUUGAUGGCGGAAAACGUGCACACGGAGAGCGAGCUCGGACUCAUCGACACGGCGUUUCUCGUGUCGUACGCAGUGGGUCAGUUCGCGUCCGGCCCCGUUGCGUCCUUUCUUGGGUCGAACCUUGGUCUUGCGUUGGCGUUCUUGGGUACUGGCGUGUGCUCGUGGGUGUUUGGGUCGAGUCCUUCCAAGGACAUGCGGUCGGUCGCUUGGCUGGCCAAUGGCCUCUUUCAAGCGUUCUUCUUUCCGUUCAUCAUGGACGUGUUGCGCGCUUGGUUUCCUCCAUCUAGUCGCGGUCAAGUCUUGGGUUUGUGGACAACGUGCCAGCAACUGGGCGGGUUUGCGACCAGUGCUUUUGGUGCGUACAUCCUGGGCACCUCCACGUGGCACAACGUCUUUGUCUUGCCCGCAUUCGUGUCGUUUUUGUUUGCAUUUAUGUGCCUGUUCGUGCUCCAAACGUCCCCUUCGUCUGCUGUGGCACCAUCCUUAGCUAACAACCUCCCAACCUCUAGCCAGCCCUGGUCUGUACCCCACUUGACCAACGUCGGCAGUGCGUACUUUUGCGUCAAGCUCGUUCGGUACACGUUUCUAGGUUGGCUUCCAUUCUACCUGACGGCCAUGCUCGGCUACUCCGCCGCAGAAAGUGUCCUUCUCUCCACCGCCUUUGACCUGGCGGGCACCGUUGGCAGCGUCGUGUGCGGCUAUGCCUCGGACGCAUGGUGUGGCGGCUACAGUGCGCGCAUCGUAGCUCCCAUGUGCGUUCUCUGUGGGGUCACCACCGUCCUGUAUCCACACGUUGCUGCUAGCGGUCAGAUCGCCAACAUUGCGAUCAUGGCAGCCGUGGGGCUGUUUGUAGCUGGACCAGACUCCAUGUUAGGAGGGGCUGCCUGCGCGGAGAUUUGCGAACGAGCACACGCCCCGUCUGCGUCGACGGGUGCCACGGGCAUCGUCAACGGCAUGGGGUCGUUGGGGGCUAUCGCGUCUGGCAUGCUCCCCAUCCUUGUGAAAGAAUCGUACGGGUGGAACGUGUUGUUUUACACUAUGGGGGGGCUUAGUGUCAUGGGGGGGCUGCUGCUGCUGCCUCUGGCUAGAGACACAACCCACAAAAAAGUCGACUAGAUUCUAUAAGCUGGUUGAUCAUGUGAAUCCACCAUUGUCAACGCAAUCCAAAGAGUUCUAAUUGCAAUUUUGGGCACUCA